AUGCGUUUCAUCAGUGCAAAGGUCAUCUUGUGCGAGUAUGGCCUCCUCUCCUUCAGAUUUCUGGCCUGUUGGCAUGCACUAAGAAGCCUCGUAUGCGUCCAGGCGAAGAACUCCACAUGUCCGGCACAAACUUCAGGUUCACUAAUGCUGCAAGCCCGUCAAAGCACCAUGAAGUCGCAGUCGCAGCGUGCGGACGGCUUCAUGACAAUGUGGAGCGACAGUGCCACCACGAUCGUCGGAGGCUCGUGCGAAUAUGCCAAUUCUGCGAACGGCGGGCUCGGGUCGCCAGCUGCAUCGAGCCCUUACAUAGCCUCUGAAGGCUACUGCGCAGUGGACAGCACGCUUUACUCCUCGGGAGGGGCCUGUGGCUCGUGUUGGCGUGUCUCCUACGACGGGAGUACUGCUACCGAUCCGGGUGUGCCCGGUAGCAUGGUGGUCCAAGUUGUCGACUCUGGGAGCGCGAAGACCUUUGACUGCCACUUGACGGCGUUUCAAAGAAUCACAGGGGCUUCCACUGGAGUUUUUCCGAUAACCUACGAGCCUGUCGACUGCGACGUCGGAAGCGCUGGGCCUGUGGCGACGGUGCUCGACGGUGACAAUGCCUGGUACACGAAAGUGAUUUUCUCAAAUCUGGUUUCUGGCGUUUUGAAGGCUGACCUGUUCUUGGGGGAGAGUGCCUUCACAAUGAGCAGGGUAAGUGGCGCCACCUGGUCGGCCAGCACUGCCGGGAAGAGAGAUGCUGCUUCGUUUGCCGUGACAUUGGACACAGGAGACAUCAUCGCUUUCCGUUGCUUUGAUUCCUGGCCAGUUCCAACGGGAAGCUCUUGCACAGGCCCUUCCGCUUCCACAGCACGACCCACACAGAGUACCACAACCACUACGACAGAGAUUCCAAGCACCACAACUAGAACAGAAGAUUCAACGACAACCACAACCCUCACGGAAACCUCACUGCCAGCUUCCAAAGUUUGGAGCCCGGUAGAUGGUGGAGAAGGCCGUGCAUGCCGGGGAGGCUUUCCUGGAGAUAACUCUCCCAGCUACUAUACCGUUACCAUGGCCCAAAGCUUGGAGGCUUGUCAGAAGGCCUGUGAGCUCAGGGAGGAGUGCGUCGGCGUGGAGUUUUCGGGAAGCCGAUGCGAGACCUGGACACGGAGCCAGGGUAUCCAGAGCAGUAAAGCCCUGUCCAACUUUUGGUGCCUCUCCUACUCUUUGCCCAGACUUGGUCGCUUCGAGCCAGUGGACGGAGGCCGUGACCGUGCCUGUCGGGGUGCCACACCGGCAGACAAUUCUGCUUUGUACUACCGGGUCGUCGGAAGCAUCCGGAGCCUGGAGCAGUGUCAGUCGCAAUGCUGGCAGACGGAAGGAUGCCAGGGGGUCGAGUACAGCAGGGGCCGAUGUGAAGUCUGGACGCGCCCACAGGGCAUCCAGGCGAGCAUAGUGCUGAGCGGCGGCUCGGAGAAGGGCGCAACUCAGAAGAGUCCGAUUUGGAGGACAACUCCUGCGGCGGACCAGGCGACUGCCCCGGCGAACCCGAAGAAGGCACGCCGUCCGGCCCCCUACGCCACCUCCGUGAUCCCCGAGGAGGAUGCCAUGAGCGAGCGCAGCUGCGUCGAGGUAAAUCCGAAGCAUCCGGUGCCGCUGCCGCCCAAGCUGAAGCCCAUGGAUCACUGGGACCUUAUCGUCGCCUUUGACACCCACAAGUUCCGAAAGGAAUACGAGGCCUACGUGAAGGCAGGCAAGCACGCUCACAUGGCCAAGUUCAAGAAUGUCCUUGACACGCAGAUGAAGGAAUUCAGGCAGAUGCAGGAUGAUGAGGAACGGGCACGACAGCAAGAACGUCAGGACAUGCUCAACCAAGUCAAGGAGAAUCAGCGAAUUGCUGCAGCAGAAAAGGCACAUCACGAUGCGGUGAGGGACAAGGCCAAAAGCAUCAACGAGCAGAGCCUGGAAAGCCUGCGAAGACGGCGAAAGGCAGACGAGGAAAGGCGGCAGCGCGAGCAAGAUUGCAUGCUAAAGUGGCUGCACAACGAAAAUGAGCGUCUUCGCCAGCAGCGCAUCGCAGAUGCAGAAGAGUAUGCUCGGAAGUGCAAGCAAGCACAAGACGAGAUGCUAGAAGCCAUGGAAGAAGCAGCGAGAAGAAAGAAGGCACGACAGGAUGAAGAUAAGGCUUUCGCGAUGGCCGGGGAACAGGCCGCAGACGAUGCGGAGGCAAGAAAUCGAGCAGCCGUCCAAGCCAGAAUGGAUCAGAUUGAGAGGAACUGCCAGACGAUCGGAGCCGACAUCGCCGGGCGUGAUGCUCGACUUGAAGCCGAACUCCAGGCAAAAAUCAAGAAGAUCCAGGAUGAUUCCGACCAGGCGGCGAAAGAGGACGCGGCCCGGCGCAAGGCGGACCGCGAUGCUAAGGUCAAGGACAUGCUGGACACCCUGAACCUGCAGAUGAAGCAGCGAGACGACGAAGCGCAGAGGGAGAAGGAGGACGGAAUCAAGCAGGCUCGGCUCUUCCAGGAGCAGUACGAGCAAGGACUCGCAGCAGACAGGGCCAAGGAAGAGAGGGCCCGACAAGCCCGGUUGGCGAUGGAUGCCCAGCUGGUGGAGAAGAUGAGGAGCAAUGCAGUCGUCCAUCCACGGGACUUCGGCGCUCACCUCACUCAGCAGCAGGAGUUGGCCUACAACCGUGGCCUCUACGAGCAGAUGGCCGUGGAGGGCUUCAUGAUGCCCCUGACAUCGAAGUUCCUGCCCCAGGCCACCCAUACAGGGAAGCUGGAUCCGCAUCCCUCUUGCGGUCGCUACACAGGUGAGAUCGACGCGUUGGAGGUGCGGCAAGUCGACUGA
Molecule: messenger RNA, 2832 nt
Organism: Symbiodinium sp. CCMP2592
Lineage: Eukaryota; Dinophyceae; Suessiales; Symbiodiniaceae
Source: the annotation of a GenBank genome assembly